CACACUAAAAGUUCGGUCCUGCUUGCCUUAAGCUGCAGAAUUGCUCAUAUUGCUGUCACUUCUACCCUGUACACCAGACAGAGCAGUCACUUCAUUUUGCAUUUCACACUUCACACAAAGCCAGUGUUUACCAAACACUGUUUGGCUUCUCAUGCAGCUGAGCACUCCCAUGUUCCUGCUCUCCCACCACAUCCCACACCCACACAGCAAGUCCCCCAGGAAACAACAUGAGACAGUUUUCUAGCUCUAGAAGUGUUUGCUGGAGUGUGCAGAGAUGCAGGUUGUACAGCUCUGGCUUUGGUGAUUUUAAGACAACUGGCCCUGGCCUUUCAUCAAAGGUGAACAUUACUCUGCAGCRUAAUCCUCUYGGUUGCUUCCAGGUUAUCCGGUGCAGGGCUGCUGUUGCCUGGGCCCCCCGCCAACCGCUCUCUGUUGAGGAGGUGGAAGUUGCACCUCCAAAGGCAGGGGAAGUCCGGAUUAAGAUUGUGGCCACAGGCAUCUGUCACUCAGAUGAACACAUUUUGAAAGGUUCCUUGCUUAAUGUGGAAUUCCCAGUUAUCCUAGGCCAUGAAGGAGCUGGGAUUGUGGAAAGCAUUGGAGAAGGAGUGACCUCUGUGAAACCAGGAGACAAAGUCAUCCCACUUUGCAUCCCUCAGUGUGGGAAAUGCAGCUUCUGCCUGAAUCCUGAAUCCAACCUCUGCCAGAAGUUCCAUCUUUGUGAAUCACAAAACCUGCUGCCAGACAAGACCAGCCGCUUCUCUUGCAAAGGGAAGCAGAUCCACCACUUCCUGUGGGUCAGCACCUUUGCAGAAUACACCGUGGUCCCAGACUUUGGCCUCGGAGGAGUUGGCCUCUCUGUUGUCAUGGGCUGCAAGGUGGCUGGAGCUUCCCGCAUCAUUGCCGUGGACAUCAACAAGGACAAGUUUGCCAAGGCCAAGCAGCUGGGAGCCACCGACUGCAUCAACCCUCAGGACUUCAAGAAACCCAUCCAGGAGGUGCUCACUGAGAUGACCGGGCAGGGMGUGGACUACUCCUUUGAAGUCAUCGGGAAAGCAGAAACCAUGGUUGCUGCCUUGGCUUCCUGCAAUAUG
Messenger RNA from Malurus melanocephalus (red-backed fairy wren), 1091 nucleotides. RefSeq names its product alcohol dehydrogenase 1-like. The annotation marks the transcript as partial. Gene Ontology annotation, molecular function: zinc ion binding; all-trans-retinol dehydrogenase (NAD+) activity. The record is from RefSeq and is a predicted model, not a curated record. Gene Ontology annotation, biological process: retinoic acid metabolic process; retinol metabolic process. The transcript has 6 exons. Lineage: Eukaryota; Metazoa; Chordata; Aves; Passeriformes; Maluridae. Gene Ontology annotation, cellular component: cytosol.